GACCUUUGUGGUCUCUCUUCUGUGAAACAACUUACAAGGUAUAUUUCUCUACAUUAGUGAGGUUAACCAAAUCUUCAACCAAUCCGUUUUACUUUUAAGGAUUGUGAAAAAUCUAGGUCUGAUGACAUGUCUCUAUCACACAAUGAUAUUGGGUACGAGUUGAAAAUUAAAUGUUCACCCUCAAAUGUUUGCAAGUAUUUCAAAUGGCCGGUUGGCGUCAUGAACAUAAUUAAUACUGUAACUGGAUUCAUGACUCUAGUCUUGGCAAGCCACUGGGGUAACUUACAGUUAGGUCCAACAGGAUUUGGAAAUCUAGGGAUAUAUUUUUUUGUUUAUUCUACAUGGCACGCAUUUCUUGCACUUCUUGUUUGUUUGGCGGUUAAUAUGGUACGGCCGAACUGUGACGCAAAAGCUUGGGAUUUUGUGCUCUUAAUAAACAUGAUGUUUGCCAUCCUAUUUUUAUUAAUCGGCGCAUCUUCGUGCGUUGAUACCCUACGAGAAUGGAGACACAGACCAUUUGGCGAAUUCUCAAGCUCUUGUGAAAUGCACAAAGAGGACAUAAAAUGCGACCUGUUAACAAGUGCUGCGGUAAUGAGUUUUCUUUUGAUCAUUGGGUGUAUUAUACAAGCCAUUUUACAUUACUGUAUGAUUCGAAUCACACCAACAACAAGUUCAACAAUCACAAUAGAAGCAACAACAUUUGAUAACACGGCGGAAACCUAUCCAGAGACAUCACAAACAAAUACACAACACCAAGAACCAACAACGCAUGAAAAUGUAGAGGCAACUAAAAGCCUUCCAGAGACAACGUCAAUAACCACACAACAACAAGAACAAACAGCAAUAUAUGAAAAUGUAUAGAAAACAGAAAGCCUUCCAGAAGCAACAACAACAACAGCAGGAACUUCUGAAAAUACAGACAUUAGCGACGUUCCAGAGACUCGAGAUAAUAUUGCUACCAUUUCAUAGGCAACGAUUUAAAGACUACCUGCCCAUAUAAAUUAAUUUUAAAAUGUUCAUAAACACAUUGAAAUUGAGCAAAAGAGUAUUCGUUUAGCGAAUUCGUAUCGCAUAAACUAGCAAUUUAACCUUAAAGAUAGUGUUUUCCCCACUUUGGCCUCUUUUCAGGCAAAAAAGAGAUAUUUUGUCUUAAAUACUAAUGUUAUAUGAGUGUUUUGAGAUUAAGGCGUUGUGAAGUAGGAGGUGAGCUUUAUAAGUAAAAAAAGAAUACAUGAUACUAAAGAUUGCUUCACCUCACCUUGAUAAGAUGUGCGAAUAGUGGUCGCUUCGUAUUUUUAUGUGUGUGUGCACAUAGUUUUUAUCCUUUCUUAUUAUAAAUAUAUUUUCGGCGAUUUACGUUGCCUUUACACUAUUAAACAAUACAUGAAGGCAACGAUUCAAAUGUAGGAAACAUCAACUUGCGAUUAUGAAAUUAGUUUCCAAAUUAUUAGAAUUUAUUUUAAAAGUUUUGCGUAACUACAUUGUAUUAUAAGAAAUGAUCAAAUGGUCCGCCACACCAAUUCUAGAUGCGUUAAGUAAGAAUUGUUUCACUUGAGAACGUUUCAGUAAAUUCUUUAACAUGGGAGAAUCUCUUUAUUCUUCACAGAUAGACAAGUUGCGAAAACAGGGAUUUAAGGAACACAAAAUCAAUUGGAAAUUGGGGUGUUUUCCCUAAUAAAGAAACAGUAAGAUAUCCUGCUAUGAAAACUGUUCUUCAUGGCAAUGUUAUGAAAAAAGAAAUUUCUCCUACAAUAUAUGAAGCGCGGUUACAGUACCAUGCAAAAAAAGCAUAACAUUAAUCAUAAAAUUACAAAGAUGACUUAAACAUAGUCUGGCGCCUUUGUUUAAAAAUUCAAUUACUUAAAGCUGAUUUAAUAAAGAAAGUGCUUUCAGCAGAAUUGCUUAAUCUCCCUGUAUCUUCAUCGUUGGAAAGAAAACAAGAAGAAAUUCCAAACCGACGUGUGUCUAAAGUAACUGUAGCAUGUAUCAAAAUACCUUUUCCAGAACAGAUAACCACUGGAUGGAUAACUGAAUACAUGCACUAUCCUGAUAUCACAACCAAAUGCCUUCUGGAGUAUGCACAAAAAGUCUGGCUGUCAAAGCUUUAAAUGAGGGAGAAAAUUUAAUGAAUGCUG
Hydractinia symbiolongicarpus is the source of this 2135-nucleotide messenger RNA. RefSeq lists its product as uncharacterized. The transcript is spliced from 4 exons. Bases 127 to 861 code for a protein of 244 amino acids. Lineage: Eukaryota; Metazoa; Cnidaria; Hydrozoa; Anthoathecata; Hydractiniidae. The record is from RefSeq and is a predicted model, not a curated record.